AUGACUGACGUCCCACCAACCGAGUCCAUUCCCAAACCAGAGGAACAUAAAGAACCACAACAGUCUCCUCAGCAACCUCAGUUCCAGCAAGUACCUCCGAAUUACUACCAAUUUCCACCUCAAGGUUACUACCCACCACAAGGCUUCCCGAACUACCCUCCUCAGCCUAUGCCUUACUUCCCCAACCCUUGGUUGUUCCGGCAAGCUCCACCCCAGCAAUUCCAAUCCCAAUCUCAAUCCAAGAGAGACCAAGACUUCGAAGAAGGUCUGAACCGCUUACGCAAAGAGUAUGCUACAGCUCCAAUUGAGAGAAAGUUGUUCCCGGACCAAAAAAUAAUGUUUAGGGUAGAAGGUUAG
Trichomonas vaginalis G3 is the source of this 357-nucleotide messenger RNA. RefSeq lists its product as uncharacterized. The record is from RefSeq and is a predicted model, not a curated record. Lineage: Eukaryota; Parabasalia; Trichomonadida; Trichomonadidae. Bases 1 to 357 code for a protein of 118 amino acids. The transcript has a single exon.